CCUUGGUAGACGUCCUGCCAGUGACUCAAACGGUUGUAUGUUCAACAGUGUCGACUCAAAAGGCCAAAGCCAUAUAGAAGAACUGCCAACCCCAAGACCAAUGUCCUUGACCUGAUAUCUCGUCUGUGUUUUUGUACUUUUUUUUUCUUGAGAUACCCAAUUUCCUUGUCUCAUUGACGACGGGUUUCCUGACCCAACCAGUCCUAUCACAACUCAUAAUGGUUUCUCUAGAGACAAACGGCGACAGCCAUUCGACCUCGAAACUCCAGAUUGUCAAAGAGCAACCUGAAAACCCGUUCGCCCGACUCGUUCCCGACCAACAGUUCGCCAUUAUCCCCUCCUUUACUCUCGAAUCCGGCGCAGUGCUCAAAAAUGCCCCGGUCGCCUUUACUACACGAGGCCAGCUCUCGGAAAACAAAGACAAUUGUCUGGUCAUAUGCCAUGCCCUGAGCGGCAGCGCAGAUGUCGCGGACUGGUGGGGUCCAUUGCUGGGCGGACCAGGGCGGGCUUUCGAUGUCACAAGAUUCUUUAUUGUUUGUUUGAACAGUCUGGGCAGUCCCUAUGGAAGUGCCAGCCCGGUCACAUACAAAGAUGGCGAUCCUGCCGAGGGAAGAUACGGCCCGGAAUUUCCUCUGACGACGAUAAGAGACGAUGUAAAUAUUCAUAAAAUUGUCCUGGACCAUCUCGGGGUGCGGCAGAUUGCUUGCGUCGUGGGCGGGUCCAUGGGAGGCAUGCUUGCGCUGGAAUAUGCAUAUUUCGGCAAGGACUACGUGCGGUCAAUCGCCCCGAUUGCGACAUCGCCAACCCACAGUGCAUGGGGCAUCAGCUGGGGUGAAGCGCAACGUCAAGCGAUCUAUUCGGAUCCCAAGUACGAGGAUGGAUACUAUUCAUUCGACGACCCUCCGGCGGCCGGGCUGGGUGCGGCUCGCAUGUCUGCUCUCCUCACGUAUCGCAGCAGAGACUCGUUCGAGGCGCGAUUCGGCCGAAACACACCGGACCUGUCGAAGCAGCCGUCGAUCAAUCAAGGGAAUGCCAGUCCUCCACAGGCGCAAAAUGAGCAUUGGACCAUUCACAACGACGGCAACAAGCGAGCCAAGGGCCCGCGUGAGUCCCGUCCUGCGUCUCGCAGUGGCACUGUGUCCGAGUCGCAGUCGCAGGCCGAAUCGCCCACGUCGCAACAACCGCCGGCCAUGACUUUCCAGGAUCCCCAAUUCAACGGCACGACAGAGUUCACGGUUCCGGUCCCGGUCGUCAACCGGAAUAAUGCGCGGCCGACCACCCAUUACUUUUCCGCCCAGUCGUACCUCCGGUACCAGGGCAACAAGUUUGUCACGCGGUUCGAUGCCAAUUGUUAUAUUGCUAUCACGCGGAAACUCGACACCCACGACGUUUCGAGGAACCGCGCCCCGAGUGUCAAGGAAGCCUUGGGCAUGAUCGAACAGCCAGCGCUAGUCCUGGGUAUUGAGUCUGACGGUCUCUUCACGUUCGCGGAGCAGGAGAAGAUCGCCGAGGGGAUUCCCAACUCGAGGCUCGGCAAAAUCGACAGCCCGGAAGGCCAUGAUGCUUUUCUGUUACAGUUCGAACAGGUCAACAACUAUCUGCUCUCUUUCUUCCGCGAAGUCCUUCCCGACAUCAUGAACAAACCUGGCGUCGGCAGUGAUGAAAACGGACAGGUUGUCGAUGGCGUGGGUCAGUUGACCAAGAGCAGUACGUUUGGAGAGGCAGAGGUUGGCGACUUGACUGCUUGGUGAAGAAAGAAAGGUGAGGAGGGUUGGGGCAAGACUUUAUGAGCGUCAAGUUCUGUUCUUGACAUGAAGGGGGUCGAAAAAACCAGUUCAACUCUGGUAAUGACCUAAUGUGCACCAUGACUAUGUUACAUUGCACAAAAAAGCGAGCUGUAUAUACGAUUGUAUCGUUGUCGUCGGCCGGGUUGGCCGCAUUCACAAGAUACCCCUGAGCAAGGUUGGAAUGGGAUGAGUCGUUAGAGGAGCUGUAAUGUAUAUAUCCUUUACAAUGGUGACGAGUAGCCUUGGAAACUGGACAAGGAUGAAUGAACAUAUCAAAAUUUGCCAA
Molecule: messenger RNA, 2073 nt
Organism: Exophiala dermatitidis NIH/UT8656
Lineage: Eukaryota; Fungi; Ascomycota; Eurotiomycetes; Chaetothyriales; Herpotrichiellaceae
Product: homoserine O-acetyltransferase
Exons: 3
Coding region: 219-1751 (510 amino acids)
Biological process (GO): L-homoserine metabolic process
Molecular function (GO): homoserine O-acetyltransferase activity
Source: RefSeq, a predicted model, not a curated record